This is a messenger RNA of Pseudomyrmex gracilis, 2162 nucleotides long. Its product is annotated as beta-1,4-galactosyltransferase 4-like. The coding region runs from base 221 to 1216 and encodes 331 amino acids. Lineage: Eukaryota; Metazoa; Arthropoda; Insecta; Hymenoptera; Formicidae. Gene Ontology annotation, biological process: glycosphingolipid biosynthetic process; carbohydrate metabolic process. The transcript has 2 exons. The record is from RefSeq and is a predicted model, not a curated record. Gene Ontology annotation, molecular function: N-acetyl-beta-glucosaminyl-derivative 4-beta-N-acetylgalactosaminyltransferase activity.
UCUGUCAACAUCUGUGUGUCUGUGUCCCGCUUUGCUUCGCGGGAGCGUAACUCUCCGACAUAUCGUCAAUCUCUUCUCCAAUUCGCGAUCGAACGAGCACACAUGUGAGAAUCGGCGAGCACGACGCGGAUCUAACGCGCGUCUGUCUCUUUCUGUCUGAAAAUCGUUCGUUCCGAUUGAUACAUCUCUGUAUGAAACGGUCGGACGUAGGUUAGGGAGAAUGAGGAACUUCGUCAAUAUUUUGAAGAUGCUCAUCGCGUUCUUCUAUGAUUACGCGCGCGGAUUGUCCUACACGGUGACGACGAUACUCGUGCUGUGUUAUUGUCUGCAUCCGGCGCGAUUCGCGUCCCACUACACCUUCAUCAAGACCGAGAACAUCUACGACGAGAUGGAGAGAUCGUAUCCGCCGCGCGACAACUCCUGCGUGAUCCCGGUCGGCGGCAAACGGCCCGCGCAACUUCUCUAUCCGGAGGAACAUCCGGAAGAGGAUCCGUCUACGAUGGCCCGACGACUCGGCAUACUUCCCGGUGGCCAGUGGAAACCGCACAAUUGCCAUCCUCUCUUCAACGUGGCCAUCAUUCUGCCCUAUCGCAACAGACAGAAUCAGCUCACCAUCUUCAUGAAUUACAUACAUCCGUUUCUGCAGGCGCAGAAUCUCGACUAUCGGAUAUUUGUCAUCGAGCAGAGCCCGAUGCGCGAGUUCAAUCGCGCCAAGCUGUUCAACGUCGGCUACGCGGAGGCCACGAAGAUCAACGACUUUCACUGUUUCAUCUUCCAGGAUAUAGACCUAAUACCGCAAAAUCCCGACAAUAUCUACGCGUGCACCAAAAUGCCCAGGCACAUGAGCUCAAGUGUAAAUACCUUUCGUUACAAUCUGCCGUACACCGGUCUGUUCGGAGGCGCGAUAGCGUUAACGCGAAAGCAAUUCGAAAGGGUGAAUGGUUUUUCCAACGUCUUCUACGGCUGGGGCGGAGAGGACGAUGACUUUUACAGUCGUUUGCAGUCCAGAGGUUUUCAGCAGAUCACACGCUUCGGACCUGAUGUCGCGCAGUAUUAUAUGUUGAUACACAAGAAGGAGUCUCCGAAUACCGCGAGAUUCGCCAAUUUGGAGAGUGGCGCGCGAAGAUACGACACUGACGGACUCAACAAUCUGGAGUACAGAGUGUUAAAUCAUCAGCUGCGACCUUUAUACUCUUGGAUUUUAGUCGAUGUGUAAUGUACAAAGUUUUACUUUAGAGAGAUAUACGUGUCUCUUCGAUCACGGCUGUAAGGCCGUGACAGUUCGUUUUAUCUAGCGGCGGACAAUUUUUUUUUUCUUUUACAAGGUAUGCGGAAACGAGCGAACAAAUUUGUAAGAGUAGCAUACUGUGAUAGAGCACCAAGUUUAAGUGUAUCUCUGCAAAGACAUUAACACUGCACUCUUGUGUGUGUGUGCGUGUGUACUGAAACGAACAAUUUUAACAAUUUGUAGUAUGUAAGCUUUAGAGUCACAGAUGCUUUUCCAAUAAUAUUAAUGUUGACAGGUCUUGCGAUAGUAAUUGAUACGCGUAACUGUCAAGGUUUUGAAGACUGUUAUCAUAUCUCCAUUUCUUGAAAAGUUCAACACUAUUAAAAGAGAGACACACAUAUGCGACAAGCUUGAUACUCUUGUCCAUGUGUUCUUGAAUUAGAUAUCGUUUUAAAACAAACAAAAAAUCUUUGACUAUACGAUAUUUGCCUGAGAGAUGCUGCGGAAGAAAUUCUGGUUUUUGUACUCUUUUUAUGUCUAUUAGAUUAUAACAAUGUGAUUUUACUGACAAUGAGUAGAGAUGUAGUUUUAGUAUAGAUGUUGCAGAUGUGAUUAUAUAAAAGUUUUUGUUGUACACAUCUCUCACCGUCUCCUCUUUAUACAUAAAAGUUUUAAUGUAAAUUAUUAUAGAAAAUUUGUAAGAUUUUUUAGUUUAUUAUAAAUUUUUAUAGCACUAAUAUAUUUAUUAUUACUACAAAUUUAGUUCCUACAUCUCGCGUGAAUGUACAAAAAUAUGUAAUAUUUUAUUUUGCAGUUUUUUUUCAAUGUAAUUAAAACUGAUAGCAAUAUCUAAUUACAUCGAUAAGUUAGCGACACAGUAGCGGACUGUUGUAAAAAAAAAAAAAAAAAAACGAUGAAACGUGUUUAUUGUUAU